UUAUGCUGGUGACAUUUAGUACCAAGCUGAGAUUCUCAACAUUUUACUCUCACAUAACUACAAACAAUUUCUUCCAAAAUGAAUUUUAAAUUUAUGCCAUUUAUUUUAUUAAUCGCAUUGUUGGCAAUCGUCACGAAUGUCAAUUCACUACUCUUUGAUACUGCCAAGCCAGUUAUGGAUGCUUUAACAGGCUCUUCCACCGAGACAACACCUACUGAUGCCUCUUCCACCGAGACAACACCUAGUGAUUCUUCCACCGAGACAACAUCUACUGAUCCUCCCACCGAGACAACACCUAGUGAUCCUUCCACCUGGGAAGCACCUACUGAUUAAGUUGGCACUGCUGAAUUCCGCAAUUUCGGCUGCGUCGGUGGCUGCGGAUCGGAGACGAGUCGAAUCAUCGACCAACCACAGACGGAGCCAAAAUCGGAAUCUUUUAUUGGUUACGGACAUGAUUUAAACACAAAAAUUGGAAAUGAAUUUAUGAUUGUAUUCUUUAUCUAGAUAAAUACUAAAUAUAUACUUUAUGUGC
This is a messenger RNA of Microplitis mediator, 532 nucleotides long. RefSeq lists its product as uncharacterized. The coding region runs from base 79 to 333 and encodes 84 amino acids. NCBI's taxonomy places the organism in Eukaryota, Metazoa, Arthropoda, Insecta, Hymenoptera, Braconidae. The record is from RefSeq and is a predicted model, not a curated record. The transcript is spliced from 11 exons.